Messenger RNA from Cyphellophora attinorum, 750 nucleotides. RefSeq lists its product as uncharacterized. Lineage: Eukaryota; Fungi; Ascomycota; Eurotiomycetes; Chaetothyriales; Cyphellophoraceae. The record is from RefSeq and is a predicted model, not a curated record. The coding region runs from base 1 to 750 and encodes 249 amino acids. The transcript has a single exon.
AUGCUGAUGGAUGAGGCAGCACAACCAGGUGUCAACGCAGCAACGGCGGUCGGAAGCGCUACGAAGAAGCUCCCAUUGGCAACACCGUUGACGAUAGCGAAGAUGAGCAGAGGUGCGAGUGACGAGCUAACCGGCCAGAUCACCAGCAUCGUGAGGCUGUUGACGAAAGCCGAUACAGCGAGUGUAUUGAAAGCGCCAAUCCGAUCGCACGUCCACCCGCUCGCAAGCCGCCCUGCAGCCGUAGCGCCUCAGAAGCCAGCCACCAAUGCUGCGCCUGUCGAGCCCGAUGGUCCGAUGGAAUUGGCGAAGAGCGGAAGGAAGAACGGCGGCACGAACAGAGCGAACACCCCAAUUACGCCUGCCAUUGCCAAAGCUAGGAAUGGGGCAUUCUUCAAGAGAGACCAGUCAAAGCGCGACGUCUGUCCCGGAAUCGUGUGCUAUUCCAACAGCAACGCAGUAGGUAGCCCGGUGGCGAUGAUGAGCAGACCAAAGACUCGGAACGUCCAAGGUAUGCCGAAUUUAUCGACCAUAGCUUGCGCCGCCAAUGGCAGGACAGUCGCUCCGAGGCCGCCACCUUCUUUGAUGACGCCAUUUGCUGUGCCGAGCUUGCGCGUGAACUACUGCAGAGGCAUGCUGUUCGCAGCUGCGAACACAAGCGAUGACGAGAGACCGAUCAGAGCUCCCGCAGUGGCAAAGAGGCCGCCUAUGUUAUCCAGGGUGAAGCUCGUCACUAUCGGGCCCAGACCGUAG